Messenger RNA from Mycetomoellerius zeteki, 3570 nucleotides. Its product is annotated as U2 snRNP-associated SURP motif-containing protein. Gene Ontology annotation, molecular function: RNA binding. Bases 192 to 3104 code for a protein of 970 amino acids. Gene Ontology annotation, biological process: RNA processing. Gene Ontology annotation, cellular component: nucleus. The transcript has 21 exons. Lineage: Eukaryota; Metazoa; Arthropoda; Insecta; Hymenoptera; Formicidae. The record is from RefSeq and is a predicted model, not a curated record.
UGGCAAUCCUAGGUGUCACUACUAUCAUGAGAUUCCUGAGGAAGAGAUAUUAUAAUUUAUGAUUUUUCCGCGUGUAAAGUGUGAUAAAGUACAACGUUUGACAUUGACAUCGUGACGGAAUUUUACGUUUUUGUACAAAUCAAUUGCUAUCGUAAUCGUCCAGCUGCCAACGUUAGACCAUUUCUUUACAAAUGGCGGAUAAGGCUAUGAUGAAGCAAAUUGCGGAGCAAAAGCUUAAGGCCUUUUCCAUUGGUACAAUGGGUAAAAGGCCAUUAAGUAAAAAAGAAUUGGAAGAGCAACGUAAGAAGGAGCAGGAACAAGCUGCAGCUCAGGCAUUUGAAGAAUUUGUAGCGACAUUUCAAGAAACACCCAGUAAAACAACUAAUAAGAUUUGGGUAAAGGCAGGAACAUACGAUGCAGGAAAAAGACAGGAGGAUACAAGAGAAAAAGGAAAGCUUUAUAAACCACAGUCAAAAAUCUCAGAACUUGUUGAUAAUAGAUCAUCGGCUGAACAAGCUCAAGAAUAUGCAAGGUUACUUGGAACAAACGAACGAAAGCUAGAUAGGCUAGGCAAGAAAAAGAAAGAAGGUGAAAAAAAGAAGAGCAAUCUUGAAUUAUUCAAAGAGGAGUUAAAGAUGAUUCAAGAGGAACGUGAAGAGAGGCACAAGUAUAAGGGUGUGGUGAAAACUGUAAUAUCUACACAAUCUGAAGAUCCAAUGAUGGCUGCUUUAAAAUGUGUAGAAGUAGGUAGUAGAUCCUCAUUUCCGGAUCCGCGAAAGGCUAAUCUGCAUAACUUCAUUGAUGAUCCCCGUCUCUUAGCCCUGAUAUAUGAGGAUGGUUCAUUUGACAAUGGUGAUCCAAAUACCACGAACUUAUAUUUAGGAAAUUUAAAUCCAAAGAUCACUGAACAGCAAUUAAUGGAAAUAUUCGGCAAAUAUGGUCCUUUAGCUAGUAUAAAAAUAAUGUGGCCACGUAGUGAUGAAGAAAAAGCCAGACAAAGAAAUUGUGGUUUUGUUGCAUUCAUGAGUCGUAAAGAUGGAGAGAGAGCAUUGAAAAAUCUUAAUGGUCGUGAUAUAAUGCAAUAUGAAAUGAAGUUAGGCUGGGGGAAAAGCGUACCAAUUCCGCCUUAUCCUAUCUAUAUUCCACCUGCUUUAAUGGAAAUCACGCAGCCACCACCUCCAUCUGGUCUUCCAUUUAAUGCUCAGCCACACCGACGCGACAGACAUAAGAUACCACGUAUCCGCAACCUCCAGAGCGCAGACCCGCAAGAAAAGGAAAACUUUGAAAAGGUUUUGCAGAAUGCUGUUGUCAAAGUCGUUAUACCAACAGAAAGGAAUUUAGUCAUGUUAAUACAUAGAAUGGUGGAAUUUGUAAUUCGAGAAGGACCAAUGUUUGAAGCAAUGAUUAUGAACAGAGAAUUGAAUAAUCCAAUGUUCAGAUUUCUAUUUGAAAAUUAUUCUCCUGCACACACUUAUUACCGCUGGAAACUAUACUCCAUUCUACAAGGAGAUGUGCAAAAAGAAUGGCACACAGAAGAUUUUAGAAUGUUUAAAGGUGGAAGUGUAUGGAGACCACCACCGAUUAAUCCUUGGACGCAGGGUAUGCCAGAUGAAUUGAUAGAAAUGGAAGAAAGGCAAGAACCCAGAAGAGGUAGUCUCUCGAACAGUCAGCGAGAUCGCUUAGAAGAUUUAUUGCGAAACAUAUCACCUGAAAGAAUAAAAGUUGCAGAAGCAAUGGUGUUUUGUAUAGAACAUGCAGAAGCAGCAGAGGAGAUUUGUGAUUGUAUUUCAGAAUCAUUAUCAAUACUACAAACUCCUGUAAAUAAAAAAAUUGCAAGAUUGUAUUUGAUAUCUGACAUAUUACAUAACUGCGGAGUCAAAGUGACCAAUGCCACUAUUUAUAGGAAGGCAUUUGAGACGCGUCUUUUGGAUAUUUUUAACGAAGUUCAUCAAGCAUACAAACAGUUUGACAGUAGAUUAAAGACAGAAGGAUUCAAAGUCCGCGUUAUGCGAAUGUUCAGAGCAUGGGAAGAUUGGGCAGUGUAUCCACGAGAUUUUCUGGUUAAGUUACAGAAUACUUUCCUGGGACUUGUUUUGAUGGACGAACCUGAACCUGAGAACGAUGAAGACAUUGAUGGUGCACCAUUGUCUGAUGUUGAUGGCGAUGGUACUGAAGAUUUGGACGGAGUACCGCUUGAUGGUGCAGCCUUAUUAAAAGGUGCCAUGAAACAUGGUCUCACAUCUCAGACUUCAAAUUACGACGAUAUUGACGGAGUGCCCAUGGAUGAAGAUAUCGAUGGUGUCCCAAUGGAUGAUGACGAUAGCGCAAACACACGAAAUAAGGAUGACGAAAAAAAAUCGGCAAUGCCAGCUGGAUUUGUUCCUUCACGAUGGGAAACCGUUGAUCCUGAUCAGGUCGAGGCACAGGCAAUGACUACCAGUAAAUGGGAAGAAUUAGGUCAAAACGAAGAUUCUAAUUCUCAAGAUACUAGUAUGGAUUCCAGUGGGAGAGAUUAUAAUGAAGAAAGGCGAAACAGAUUACGUGAGAUUGAGGUAAAAAUCAUGCAGUAUCAAGAUGAAUUAGAAAGUGGUAGAAGGACUUUAAAGUCUGGUAUGACGAUACAGGCACAAGUAGAGCAUUAUAGGAAGAAACUUAUAAGAAAGAGUGAAAGGGAAUUGAAGGACGUAAAAAGUGAAGAACGAGAUGAUGAAAAACGAAGAGAGAAGAAACGAAGCCGAAGUACGACACCGGAAUCUCCUAGUCACAGUUACAGAGAUCGAAGGCGGUCGUCAAGCCCGUCGGCAAAAGUUACAAGAUAUAGAUCACGCAGUAGAUCGCCGCGCUGCAAACGCAGAUCAAGAUCUCCGUAUAAAAAACGCGUACCAGUUACCCCGUCCCCUCCUCGUAUUCGACGUACGCCAUCGCCUUCCUUUUCUUCAGGCAGAGGAUCACGCAGAUCGCCCGCUAAUGAGCGGUGUGAUAGGAAAAGACGUAGAUCACCAUCUUUGUCACCCCCACCGCCUCCACGUACUUCCUCUAAACAUAGAGCUUGUAGUCCGCCUUCCCCUUCUCCACGUAAACACAGACAUAAGCAUAAAUAUUGAACCAUGAUACGCCGUUGCACGAAUUACCUUUUCCGCAGGAUGCUAUUUUUUAAACAUUUUUUAGAUCUCACAUUUAUUAUUUUACGAUAUGUCACAUUCGUAGAUGUACGUUAAUGUGAGACUGAAAAUAUGAAGAUUAAGAUUUCGACGAUUCGAAUUCUUCUCGAUAUGACUAGUUCGCCUAUAUUUUCAGAAAAUGUAAGUUAAAUUUCUCAUUGCUUUAUUAUCUCUAAGUAAAAUUAUUUUUUCUAUAAAAUAUAUUUUGUGCUGAAUAACAAAAAACAGUUAAACAGUCAUAACAGCACGCAUUACAUGGAAUUGUAAGACAGCAUGAUAUAACGUAGGAAAUAUUUUAUUGAUUAUUGAAACUCACAUGCAUCGCAUGUGAUGGGAACGCAGGGCAGGUUUAUUAUUUUUUAAAUAUACACUUUGAAGACGAAGAGAGAAUGUAUAUAUUAAUUACAGA